GUGACAGCCGCGAGCCGGCUGCGCUCCCAGCGGACGAGGUUCAGGGAUGCGCGAGCGCAGAUUCGCUUGGCCCAGGGCCUUCCCGGCUGGGAUCCCGUUGCGCAUGCGCACCGCCCUCUGGACUUGCACCUGCUUAGAGUCUGCUGUUCGAUCCGAUACCCGACUUGAGCAUCGUGCACCCAGCCAUGACAGCCCAUUCCUUUGCCCUCCCUGUCAUCAUCUUCACCACAUUCUGGGGCCUCAUCGGCAUCGCUGGGCCCUGGUUCGUGCCCAAAGGACCCAACCGCGGGGUGAUCAUCACCAUGCUGGUAGCUACUGCUGUCUGCUGUUACCUCUUCUGGCUCAUCGCCAUCUUGGCCCAGCUGAACCCCCUGUUUGGGCCACAACUGAAGAAUGAGACCAUCUGGUAUGUUCGUUUCCUGUGGGAGUGACCCCUGGCAGUGACCGGCUGGCUUCUAGCCCCAGAUGCCCUGCUGUGAAUGGUGACUGGCCCAGCCUUGAUGCCCCCCCCCCAGACCCUGCAUUCCCUCUGGCCCCACCCAUCAGUAUGACCAUUCUGUGCUCGCCCUGCCAGCGUGCUGUGGGAUCCAUACCCCCAGAGCCAACCCAAUUUCAGUUUCUGGUCUCAGUUUCUCCUGUGUUCCUAGCUAUUAGCAGCCCUCCAUUUUGGGCAAGCCCAGUGCUCCUGUCAGGCCACAGUGGGAGCUCACCUGAGCUUAAAUCCCCAUACUUGGCACUUCCCUCUCUCUUCCAGGCAGAUCCUGGCCGAGGAGCUGGACCUGCUGGGAUCGGUUUUCAUCCAGGGAGCAGAAGGCAGGACUCAGCCCAGUCCCAGAAAGGACUUGAGUCUUUGUGGAGAAGGGGCAUGUGGCCCCAAAUCUCCAAGCUUUUCAACUCUGUCUCCACCGUGUUGAAAUAUUGGGUCAGGGUCACAGGCCUCCUCCAGCUCUGAAGUGGAUUAUAUCCAUUCAGUCUUUAGUCUGAUGUCCUAAAGAAAACACCAAAAGCCCAGCACAGUCAGGAUCGAAACCUCCAUGUUUAGCCUUUAGCAGCAGGGAAGUCACUCGGCAUGGGAGGGAGGUGGUGUGUCUUUGGAAUGUUCUAGUCACUUUCCCUCAGUAGAUAAGAUCACUCACUCCCUAGGACCUGUCAGUUGAGGGUGCAACCCUUUUUGCCACUCUUCAUUGGGUUGUGGAGGGGCAGAUCCCAGAUCUGGUCCCAGUGCCAUUAAAGAGAUUUGGAGUUGAGGUUGGGGACAGACAAAGGUGACGUUUCUGGGGUACUACUAGCGCUAUGCCUCCCUGGCUUUUGAUACCCUCUGUCCCCAAGCUCAUAUGGCUCUGUGCCAAGCAGAAAAUGUAAACUACAGGGGCCCAGCCCAGGGCACUCCUCCAGCCCAUGCCCUCACCUGUCUGAGAGGGUGAGGAGGGCACUCUUGCCUGAGUUGUCAGGGGCAGAGGGACAGAGGCCUACACAAUCCAUGGCUCCUAACCAGUGGCUGUUUGAGUUCCCAGGGGAAGAAAGCACAGCCUUGAUUAUCUAUUGACUAUUUAUUUGGUCUCCCUCCCCUUAUAGGGGUCGUUUUUGGGAGUGGCAGGAAAUACACUAUAGCUCAAAUUGCUGGGCAUUAGGUGUGCCGGUGGCUCAGAUCUUCUGCUGGGGCCUCUAUGGGCCACCCAUCCCGUCCUACCCUGACUCCUGAAGCCUUCCUGUGGGGUGGGGCAUGGUGAGCAUGUCUCGUGUUGAAAAGCUGAUUCCUGUCUAAUAAAUCAUGGUGAUGCAAGAUUGGUUUAGUAGCCAAA
Molecule: messenger RNA, 1802 nt
Organism: Mus pahari (shrew mouse)
Lineage: Eukaryota; Metazoa; Chordata; Mammalia; Rodentia; Muridae
Gene: Atp6v0e2
Product: ATPase H+ transporting V0 subunit e2
Exons: 4
Coding region: 186-431 (81 amino acids)
Biological process (GO): proton transmembrane transport
Cellular component (GO): proton-transporting V-type ATPase, V0 domain
Molecular function (GO): proton-transporting ATPase activity, rotational mechanism
Source: RefSeq, a predicted model, not a curated record